AUGAAGCCCCCAGGCCCUGCCCGUGCUUGUGGCAUCGUGCUGGUCCUGCUCUCGCUGCUGGCUGUCCUCCAGACCACCAGUGCCCAAAAGAAUGCCAUCGACAUCUACAGCCUCACUGUGGACUCCAGGGUCUCCUCUCGGUUUGCCCACACGGUCAUCACCAGCAGGGUGGUCAACAGAGCGGAUUCCAUGCAGGAGGCCACCUUCCAGAUAGAGCUGCCCAAGAAAGCCUUCAUCACCAACUUCUCCAUGAUCAUCGACGGUGUGAUGUACCCAGGGAACAUCAAGCAGAAGGAUGCAGCCCAGAAGCAGUACAGUGCAGCUGUGGCCAGGGGGGAGAGCGCUGGCCUCGUCAAGGCCACUGGGAGAAAGAUGGAGCAGUUCCAGGUGUCGGUCAGUGUAGCCCCUGCUGCCAAGGUCACCUUCGAGCUGGUGUACGAGGAGUUGCUCAAGCGGCGCCUGGGAGUGUAUGAGCUGCUGCUGAAGGUGCAGCCCCAGCAGCUGGUCAAGCACCUGCAGAUGGACAUUCACAUCUUUGAGCCUCAGGGCAUCAGCUUUCUGGAGACAGAGAGCACCUUCAUGACCAAUGAGCUUGCAGACGCCCUCACCGUCUCACAGAACCAGACCAAGGCUCACAUCCGAUUCAAGCCGACGCUCUCCCAACAACAGAAGUCUGCAGAGCAACAGGACACGGUUGUGGAUGGCGACUUCAUCAUCCGCUAUGAUGUGAACCGCACCCUCUCUGGAGGCUCCAUUCAGAUCGAGAAUGGCUACUUUGUGCACUACUUUGCCCCCGAGGGCCUCUCCACGAUACCCAAGAAUGUGAUCUUCGUCAUCGACACGAGUGGCUCCAUGAGGGGCAGGAAAAUCCAGCAGACUCGGGAAGCCCUCAUCAAGAUCCUAGAGGACCUCAGGCCGGAAGACCACUUCAACCUCAUUAGCUUCAGCAGUGAAGCAACCAAGUGGAAGCCAUCGCUGGUGCCAGCUUCGACCCAGAAUGUGGAGGAGGCCAAGAAAUAUGCUAACAGCAUCCAGGCCCAGGGAGGAACCAAUAUCAACGAUGCAAUGAUGUUGGCUGUGCUGCUGAUGGACAUAGCCACCCGGGAGGAGCAGCUGCCCCCAGGGAGCGUCUCCCUCCUCCUCCUCCUCACUGAUGGCGACCCCACUGUGGGCGAGACCAACCCCAGGAAGAUCCAGAAGAAUGUGCAGGAGGCCGUACGCGGUCAGUACAGCCUCUUCUGCCUGGGCUUUGGCUUCGACGUCAGCUACGCCUUCCUGGAGAAGCUGGCGCUGGACAACGGCGGCCUGGCUAGGCGCAUCUACGAGGACUCGGACUCCGCCCUGCAGCUGCAGGACUUCUACCAGGAGGUGGCCAACCCCCUGCUGACCACAGUGACCUUCGAGUACCCAGGCAAUGCCGUGGAGGAGGUCACGCAGGACAACUUCCCGCUGUUCUUCAAGGGCUCCGAGAUGGUAGUGGCCGGGAAGCUCCGGGCCCAGAGCCCUGAUGUGCUCUCAGCCACGGUCAGCGGGCAGCUGACCACGGAGAACAUCACCUUCCAAAUGGAGUUCCAGGUGGCAAAGCAGGAAGAGGAGUUUCAAAAGCCCAAGUACAUCUUCCACGGCUUCAUGGAGAGACUCUGGGCAUACCUGACCAUCCACCAACUGCUGGAGCGAAUGGUUUCCGCAUCCGAUGCUGAUAAGCAGGCCCUGGAGACCCAAGCUCUGGGCUUGUCGCUCAACUAUAGCUUUGUCACCCCCCUCACGUCCAUGGUGGUCACCAAACCUGAAGGCCAAGAACAGUCUCAAGUUGCUGAGAAGCCCGUGGAAAAUGGAAAGGUUGCCUCAGGUAAGGGCCUAAUACCGUCAAAGGCUGCCGUUGAUGACAGGUGGCUGAUUCAGGACCUCAGACCCCAGUCCCACAAAGUUGCUGGCCAGGGCGUCUCCAGCCCAGCCUGCUGCCAGGAGGGGCAUUGUCUGCCCAAGCACGUUGGUGCAUUUAGUCACCUGUUCGUUCAGAUAUUGGCUGUCCUGGGCUCUAGGGGCACAUUCCCCAUCCAGUUGGAUGCACACCCAGGUCUCUCUGAUUUCCAGACCCAGCCCAACACCAGGCUGGACCCUGUCUCCUCAGUUUUUCCUAAAACAUCUUCCUCCUCCUCUGGUCCCACUAUGGGGGUUGAUCACCUGGAUGAAACAAUGGAAGAUGUUCUACCUGCCCCAAGAACCGCAUCUGCUGCCCCAGCCCCCAUCCAGGCUCCGACCUUCAUCCUGCCUCUGCCUGGGCAGAGCGUGGACCAGCUCUGUGUGGACAUCAAGAGCACCCGUGGGCCAUUAUUACUCCUGCUCUCAGACCCUGACCAAGGUCUCGAGAUGAUUGGCGAGUAUGACAUGGAGAAGGCCCAGUUCUCAUGGAUCGAGGUGACUUUCAAGAAUCCCCAGCUGCUGGUCCACGUGUCCCCUGAGCACGUGGUAGUGACUAGGGACCGAAGAAGCUCUCAGUACAAAUGGAAGGAGACGCUGUUCGUGGUGAUGCCUGGCCUCAAGAUGACCAUGGACAAGGCGGGGCUCCUGCUGCUCAGCAGCCCAGACAAAGUGACCAUCGGCCUGCUGUCCUGGGACGGCCCUGGGCAGGGGCUUCGGCUGCUCCUGCGGGACACUGACCGCUUCUCCAGCCACGUCGACGGCCUCCUUGGCCGCUUUUACCAGGGCAUUGCCUGGGGGCCCCCAGAUGCAACAGAUGACAGCAAGCGAACACUGAGGACUCGGGGGUUUGAGUUCAAUGCCACCAGAAAGCUCCAACUGGAUUACCAAGAGGGGACCCUGGAAACAGAGAUUUCCUGCUGGUCUAUCGAGCUCUGAUUCUGAUGGC
This is a messenger RNA of Myotis lucifugus (little brown bat), 2869 nucleotides long. RefSeq names its product inter-alpha-trypsin inhibitor heavy chain H4. Gene Ontology annotation, biological process: hyaluronan metabolic process. The record is from RefSeq and is a predicted model, not a curated record. Gene Ontology annotation, molecular function: serine-type endopeptidase inhibitor activity. The transcript is spliced from 21 exons. Bases 1 to 2859 code for a protein of 952 amino acids. NCBI's taxonomy places the organism in Eukaryota, Metazoa, Chordata, Mammalia, Chiroptera, Vespertilionidae.